This is a messenger RNA of Amyelois transitella, 906 nucleotides long. RefSeq lists its product as uncharacterized. The record is from RefSeq and is a predicted model, not a curated record. The transcript has a single exon. Lineage: Eukaryota; Metazoa; Arthropoda; Insecta; Lepidoptera; Pyralidae. The coding region runs from base 1 to 906 and encodes 301 amino acids.
AUGUCUAAACAACAUUCUCCGUCGCAAAACACACUUAAGAACCCAGAGUCUUUCAACGUUAUGAAGCUACAAGUUAAUGAAACUUUGCCGAGUCGAGCGCAAUCGGACUCGAAUUUGAAUAUUACGCAGCGUAACAGCAGCAAACGCCUACGCCGAGGCAGCAUUGAGAUAUCUACCGAGUCUGUCGAGGACAAUUCUUCGCUGCGAGAAUUGAUCGCUGCCCAGAAUGUUAAGCUCGAAUUAAUUAUGUCAUCUAUGAAAACAAUGCAGGAUCAAAUGAAUGGCGUCCUACAAUCGACAGAGUUUAUAUCCGCUAAAUAUGAGGAGGUGUUGGAGAAAGUUAGUAAUCUGGAAAGAGAAAACACCGUACAGAGGUCUACCAUUGUUAUGCUGGAAAACGAGGUCGAACUGAUGAAACGGAAGUCACUUUCGUCAACCAUCGAAAUACGAAAUUUUCCCAGGACCUCAUCAGAAAACAAACAAACACUCUGCGAGGCAGUGCAGCGGGUUGGAUCAGUAAUUUCUCAGCCCAUUCAUGAAAACGAUAUUCGUGACAUUUUCCGAGUCAAAUCAAAAAACAAGGAACAUACCCCUAUAGUUGUUGAGUUGAGCUCUGUGUCUUUGAAGGAGUCUGUAAUCCGUGGGGUAAAAUCCUUUAAUAAACAGAAUAAGGACUCCAAAUUAAACUCAAAACACCUGCUCCUGGAGGGACCCGAACGCUCAGUAUUUGUUAGUGAGGCGCUGACAAGCAGGGCCAAGAGGCUUUUUCACUUAGCGAGAGAAUUCGCGAAACAAAAUAAUUUUGCUCGGUAUUGGGUAUCAUACGGGCGAAUCUACCUGCGACGGAAUGAUAACUCGCCGGUAGUGAUGGUGGACUCUGAGGGCACGCUGGCUAACCUAAAGUGA